Suillus paluster is the source of this 1213-nucleotide messenger RNA. RefSeq lists its product as uncharacterized. NCBI's taxonomy places the organism in Eukaryota, Fungi, Basidiomycota, Agaricomycetes, Boletales, Suillaceae. The coding region runs from base 259 to 816 and encodes 185 amino acids. The record is from RefSeq and is a predicted model, not a curated record. The transcript is spliced from 4 exons.
ACUUCCUCUUGCCUACUCACCUGAAUUUAUAAGGAAAGGAUUUUACGUAAGGGAAGGAUAAUAUUACAAUUGGGCAUGUCGUUGUGCGUUCUCACUAAUUCAUAUCCUCCUCCGAAGCACAAUCAAACAUCCACAAUUUGCUGGACCAUUCACAACUUGCUCAAGUGUGGGUAGUACAUACGCAUCUGUCCACCGUCAUUUCCUCCAGGCGUCUCCAUCUCCCUCCUCCCCGUUUUCCCUCCUCUCCUAGCUAUACAGAUGCUGCGCUGUCCCUCUCAUGUCAUGUCCAUGGACAGCAUGUCAACAGUGCACUCGUAUCCACCAACACCGUCCGCCGCCCCCAUCAUGAUCACCCCUUCCACACCACAAAGUUUCAGCGCGCUAUUGCAAGAAAUACCCCAGUCACCAAUUGCAGCACAGAAGCGUGCCCCUCGUCCUCAGGCAACAAAAAUAUCACAAUUCUUGUUCGCACCGCCCUUCACACCGCACAUCCCGGGACCUCAGUCAGGCGAUCAGACACGUACACUGUCGAUGUUUAAAAACAGACAUAGAUUGUCCCAGAUUAUUCGGACGACCCCGACGCCUUUGUUGACCUUCCAUGACCGCACGCCCGUACUUGCGACGGCGUCAGUGACGGGUCUCCUCGAGAUUGACAGAGCGGAGGAAUGUAUAUUGGGAGUUGAUACGAGCUUUUGGAUCGCUGUUGCCUUGGCGUAUUGGAGAGCUACUUGGCUGCAGUCAGCGGUUAGACUAUAUCUCUUAUACCUAUACCCCGCUGUCCACUUGCUGUCAUCACGCUGUAUUGUAUUAAUCUGAAUAGUCAUUUUUCUAUGGAAGUCCUCGGAUUCGUGUUCCAUAUAUCGAAGGUCCGAAUCUCGCGGAAAUGGAAAGGCGGCGAAUAUACGCACGCCGCAGCGGACAGAAUAUAUACACAGCCUUGUCAUUCUUACGUUGCUCGAGCAGACAUAGGACUCGGGGAUGCGAAGAAAACCACUCGCGCACUCAACGCCUUUACACGGGUCCAUUCCCAUAUUUGUGCUGUAUAAGCCCCAUACUCCUUGGAUUCAUCAGCGCCAGUUUCACCAGCAACGGGUUUGGACUUUCGAGCCUCGGACUCUAGAUAUAAUACAUCGAACAAGACAUACACCCGGGCGACCUCGACGGAACUUGUACGAAUUAGUGACUUGGUCCCACAGGUGCUUAAAGUCAGUGU